AACCUUAACUCCUUCUCUUUUCUCACCACAAAAUGUGCAAUAACUUUGUGAAUAAAGUCACCACAAUCUUCCCAAAUAUACCACCAGAACCGCCACAACUUCAACAAUUCGAAUAUACCAUUAGAACCGCAAUAUUCUCAACAAAUUCAUGCGCGCUGAGCAUGGUCUUGCCCUCACCAAGGAUAUCCCUCCGUUCUUUGCCUCUCUCUGGUUUGCCAAGGGCUCCUUGCACAAUCGCACUCAAAAGGAUCUCACAUCCUUCAUUCAACAAUUGCGUCAGUCGAUUCUCUCUCGUCCCAUCGAAGAAGCGACUUCUCUGCUUUAUCUCGCGAACCUCCCGCCUGCCGUCUACGCCCGUCUUCGCCUCCAUCCGGAAUUCGACACCAGUCGCACCAUCUCCGCCCUCGACAAGCUUGUCUCGCUUUCCUCGCGUGAGACCUUGGGCUCUGCUCACUCCGGUACUGACCGCUCUCUCAAUUCCGGCUCUUCCGGCCCUAUCGCGGCUGCGGCUUUCCGUCGUCCGGCCACCUCCGGUGGCCCGACAAACAACAAUCGCCAGUCCAACAAUCGCUGCUCUCAUUGCCAGCGCCAAGGUCAUGUUAUCUCUGCCUGUCGUCAGCGUGCAUGGGACCUUGUUCAAAAGUUGGGUGGUUAUGAUGCGGUUGUUAAGCUUUCUGAACAAGCUAAACCCGCUAUUGCUUUGAGUGUUACUUCUAGUGAUGAUAAUGGAACUAUUCUUGACUGCUAUCUGGACUCUGCUUCAACUCACCACGUAGUCAACACAAAAGAUUUUUUCACUUCCUUUGUCUCCUCGGCG
Molecule: messenger RNA, 817 nt
Organism: Myxozyma melibiosi
Lineage: Eukaryota; Fungi; Ascomycota; Lipomycetes; Lipomycetales; Lipomycetaceae
Exons: 1
Coding region: 33-704 (223 amino acids)
Source: RefSeq, a predicted model, not a curated record